Messenger RNA from Ctenopharyngodon idella (grass carp), 3462 nucleotides. It is a transcript of the gene tert, whose product is annotated as telomerase reverse transcriptase. Gene Ontology annotation, cellular component: telomerase catalytic core complex. The record is from RefSeq and is a predicted model, not a curated record. Lineage: Eukaryota; Metazoa; Chordata; Actinopteri; Cypriniformes; Xenocyprididae. Gene Ontology annotation, biological process: telomere maintenance via telomerase. Gene Ontology annotation, molecular function: telomerase RNA binding; telomeric repeat DNA binding.
AUAGCGGUUUCAAAUAUGUAUUCGGCAUUCUGCGCUCGUUAUAUCCAGUUGCAGACUCUGGAGGAGUUCACAGAUGGGCUCGUGUUCUCUGAUGGCCGGAAACCGGCUCUGCUGGAGGAAAGAGACGGACCGCGUUUUAAAAAUCUCGUCAGAGGACUGAUGAUAUGCUCGUUCACGCCACUACAGCAGCUGCGCGUUCCCGCACAGCUCAGCACUCUUCCGGAGGUUUUGGCGUUCACCCUAAACCACAUUAAACGGAAGAAGCUGAGGAACGUCCUGGGAUUCGGCUACCAGUGCAACGACGUGACGGCCUGUUCGGAUCCCUUCCGAUUCCACGGAGAUGUUUCCCAGACGGCCGCCUCCAUCAGCACCAGCGAGCUGUGGAAGAGGAUCAACCAGCGUCUGGGCACGGAGGUCACGCGCCACCUGCUGCAGGACUGCGCCGUGUUCGCCACCGUCCCGCCCUCGUGUCUGCUGCAGGUGUGCGGCGAGCCUGUGUACGACUUGCUGCUUCCGCGCUCCUGGUCCGGGUUUUCCCUCAGCCAUGUCUCGCCUCAAACGUCCUUUGGCGUGGUGCGGAAAAAUCCCGCUGUGCCGCGGAAGGCGGUUGCGAGAGACGGUAAGGAGAUAGUCUCGAAAAAGAGAGCGAGAGAUGAAGAAAAAGACACUGUCCCGCGGAAGACGGUCUCAAGAGACGGUAAGGAAAUAGUCUCGAAAAAGAGAGCGAGAGAUGAAGCAAAGGAUGAUAAACAGCCUGCAAUAAAGAAGAGAAAGGUCAUUACGGACAAAUCCGAUGAACCUUCGACUGAAAGUCAUGGAUCUCAUAGCUGGAAACCCGCAGAUCAGACACCUCCUCGACCGUCACACUGCUCGAUCCGUGUUCUGAGCAUGCUCUAUAAUGGGCGGGGCAUGAAGGGCUUCCUGCUCAACAGGAAACUGAAAGGUGUGGGCGGGGCUAGACGCCUGCAGGGGGCGGAUCUUGUCCGGAUGAUAUUCCUCCAAUCGGAGAUUAACAUGUCCGACACGCAACCAAAAUCAAAGAAACUUCCCAAGCGAUUCUUCGCCAUGGUGCCCCUGUUCAGUCGACUCUUACGCCAGCACAGGAAGUGCCCGUACACCCUGUUCCUGCAGAGGAAGUGCUCGGGGACUCCAGACACGCAGGAUAUGGAGUCGCUGCUGAAGUCGCACUUCUCCGCUUACAGGGUGUAUCUGUUUGUGAGGGAAUGUUUGCACUACGUUAUUCCUGAGGAACUCUGGGGAUCCCAGGAAAACCGGCUCCACUUCCUGUCCAAUGUGAAGAAGUUCCUGCGAUUAGGGAAAUUUGAGCGCCUCCCGUUGGUCCAGCUGAUGUGGAAGAUGAAGGUUAAGGCCUGCCAUUGGCUGGGACUCAAGAAACGUCACUGCGCGAGCGAGCACCGCUACAGAGAGUGGAUCUUCGGUCAGUUUCUGGCCUGGACAUUGAGCGGUUUCGUGGUCGGUCUGGUCAGAGCGCAGUUCUACGUCACCGAGAGUAUGGGACAGAAACACGCGCUGCGCUUCUACAGGGCUGAAGUGUGGAACAAACUACAGGAAAUGGCCUUCAGAGUUCAUCUGUCUAAGGGCCAGUGGAGGGCGCUGUCUCCAUCUCAGGCCUUAAAGUUCCCAAAGACCACGGUAACAUCCCGAAUCCGGUUCAUCCCGAAGGUCAGCAGCAUGAGACCCAUCACUCGACUCACAGGAACCAGAGAGUCUCUGCAGCAUUUCCAGAGUUGCGUGCGGGUCCUGCUGAACGUGCUGAACGCGUGUGUGCGUGCGGCCCCGGGGCCCAUGGGCUCCACCGUCUGGGGUUGGCAGGACAUUCACAGAGUCCUGAAGAACUUCAGCCCGCAGCAGAAGAGCUCGCCACGCCCGCUCUACUUCGUCAAGGUGGACGUGAGCGGGGCGUACGACAGUCUCCCUCACCAGAAGCUGGUGGAGGUGUUGGGAGAAGUGUUGGGCCCGUUUGCAGAGCAGAGUUUCUUCCUGCGUCAGUACGCUCGCGUGUGGAACGACCCCAACCAGGGCCUCAGGAAACACUUCUGCACGAAGGCUGAGAUGUCCGAGCCGCUCAACAUGAAGGGGUUUGUCGUGGACGAGCAGGCCAGCGGUUCCCUGCGCGACGCCAUCCUGGUGGAGCGGCACUCGUCUGAGGUCCGCGGAGGAGACGUGUUUCAGUUCUUCCAGAAGAUGUUGAGCAGCUACGUCAUCCAUCAUGACGAUAAAAUGUUCCGUCAGGUGUGUGGGAUUCCGCAGGGAUCUUCGGUGUCGGCUCUGCUGUGUAAUCUGUGUUACGGACACAUGGAGAACUCUCUGCUGAAGGGCAUCGCCAAAGGAGGGUGUCUUAUGAGGCUGGUUGAUGAUUUUCUGCUCAUCACUCCUCAUCUGAGUAAAGCCACAGAGUUCCUGACGACGCUGCUGGCCGGCGUUCCCGAUUACGGCUGUAAGAUCAACCCUCAGAAGGUGGCGGUGAACUUCGCGGUGUGUGAGGAGUGGGUGAGCUCGGGGGUGAGCGUGUUCCCGUCCUGCUGCCUGUUCCCCUGGUGCGGCCUGCUGCUCAACACACACACGCUGGACGUCUACAAGGACUACUCACGGUAUGACGGCCUAUCACUGCGCUACAGCCUCACUCUAGGCUCCGCCCACUCGCCAGCCGCGGUCAUGAAGAAGCUGCUGUCAGUCCUCAGUCUCAAGUGUACCGACAUCUUUCUGGACCUCAGGAUGAAUUCAGUGGAAGCCGUUUACAGAAGCUUGUAUAAGCUGAUUCUGCUGCAGGCGCUCAGGUUUCAUGCAUGCGUGAAGAGUUUGCCUCUGGGUCAGAAUGUAGAGACACACCCGUCUUUCUUCCUGAAGAUGAUCUGGGCGAUGGCUCGAGUCAUGAAUAAACUCAUCAGACACACAAACACAGGUCUGGUUCUGGGUUCUCCGGACGGCGGAGGCGUUCUGCAGUAUGAGGCGGUUCAGCUGUUGUUCUGUCUGGUGUUUGAGGUUGUUUUCACAUGCCAUCGAUCGGUUUACCGCAGUCUUCUUCCUCCACUGCAUAAACGAAAGAGGCGUCUUCAGCGUGUGCUCCGCGGCAUCAGACUGGCACGUGUCCACCAGGCGGCCACUCCCAGAAUCCCUCAGGACUUUAAAACCAUCCGGACGUAGAAUCGUAAACGGCUGUCACAUGUUUUCUCAUGAAAACAUUCUACUCCAGCUUUGUUUUUAUUCAUCUCCUGCAGCAGCUGACUAAACAGAUCUGCUUUGUGUGUAAAUUGUUGAUGGAUUGUCGUUAAACGCAGCGAGAGAUAAGAGACGCUCGUAAACUAAAGCCACAGUGAUUCAUUUCAGUUGUUACGCUGCAUGUUUAUCUGAUAUCUGCAUGUUCAUGCGUCUGUUUGUACUUUAAAUUGUAAAAAGAAUCAGAUAUUUCAACACAGAAAAUAAAUGAAGUUCUUCGCACAA